Molecule: messenger RNA, 1485 nt
Organism: Lentinula edodes (shiitake mushroom)
Lineage: Eukaryota; Fungi; Basidiomycota; Agaricomycetes; Agaricales; Omphalotaceae
Exons: 2
Coding region: 1-1485 (494 amino acids)
Source: RefSeq, a predicted model, not a curated record
AUGGAGAGUAUAUCUCUUCUACUGAUGUCCUCAGUCACGACCACCACUUUUCCAACCACCCUGGCAUAUUAUGGCGCUGGGAUCAUCGGCUUUUUCACUCUCGCAUCUUUUGGCAUGAAGAAAAUCUUUGGCUGUUUUCGCUGGAUCCCGUUUUCACGGAACGAUCUCUCCACAAACGUCAUCCAGGACUUAAGGCAGACGUUAUCACAAAGAGAUGCUGAGAUUGCGGAACUUCGAGAAUCUCUUUCUACUGCGGAGAACAGGUCGACGAAUACAGCACGAGAAUUGGAAGCCUCGAGGAAAGAAAUCGAACACGUGAAUCGAACACGGACUAAUUUGGAAAAGCGUGCAAGGGAGGCGCUGGUAGGGAAAGAAGCGCUGGAGCAUGAGUUGGGCACUCGAGCAGAGGAGCUGGCUACGUCGAGAGAGGACGCGAACACUAUCCAGGAGGCACUGAACCAGACAAAGACGCUGUUGGAUAUGCGGACCGCAGAGCUUAAGGUCGCACAAGCGUUCCUACCGAGAUCAGAUCGAUACGCGGGAGCAGACAUUAUGAAGAUGGUUGAAUCACUCAAUUCAGAGAUCCACCAGACCGCAUCCAUCAUGGCAGACGUGUUUUCACCAGACUUGCAGGGCCCAGGAACAGUUCUUGGUGAUGGCGAGGUGGGAUUACACGAGGCUGCUGUGCACACUGAAGAAAUCUUGGGAGAGGGUAUGGCAAAGAUGCUUCAGACGUUCAACCACCAGGAAGAGAAUAUCCUCCUCCAGAUCGCGUUCCAAGCAUCGAUGUGCGCGUUCACCGAAUGGAUCAUGGACUCUUGGUGUUAUCAUGACAGGGAUUCAGAAGUCGAGGCUGUGCUGCAGGAGACAUACGAACAACUACGAGAAACAGAUAUCUUUGGGUAUCGCCUAUUAGAGGAACAGCCCGUGUCUGCAAGGUGGCGUAUCCUAACCCGAAAAUAUGUUCGUAAACUCUACCCUAGAGUUGAACAACCAAAUCUAGCAUAUCACAUCCUUGCCGCAUGUGCCAACAUCUUGAUCACCUCCGGCCUUCACGAAUCGGAACAAGGGCUCUUGGACAAGCUCGCAACACGAUUUGCCGACAGAGUAGCACUGAUAGUCGAAAGAGCCGUCCAUCUAAACAAUGUCAUUGGCGACGACAUCACCUCUUGCGAGUUUGUUCCGAUCUAUUGCACGCCGGAUGUCGCCUUCGACCCCAGUACGAUGGAAAACGCCACUGAAAAUGGAUCUGCGACGGCAGGUCAUGAGGCCAUUUUUGUGCAUAACGAGAACAAGAUCCUUUGUACGACGGAUUUGGGACUUUUGAAGGCAGAGAAGGUGCACGGAGAGGAGGGGACGUGGAAUAAUACAGUUUUACUCAAACCAAAGAUCGUUAUGCCAUCUGGUUUGACCGCCUCACCCACCGAAUCCGAAUCCCCUGAUUGGAGGACUCAAUCACUCCAUGGAGAGCGAGAAGAGUCGUAA